Molecule: messenger RNA, 1518 nt
Organism: Punctularia strigosozonata HHB-11173 SS5
Lineage: Eukaryota; Fungi; Basidiomycota; Agaricomycetes; Corticiales; Punctulariaceae
Gene: DyP1
Product: peroxidase TAP
Exons: 15
Coding region: 1-1518 (505 amino acids)
Cellular component (GO): cytosol
Molecular function (GO): peroxidase activity; heme binding
Source: RefSeq, a predicted model, not a curated record
AUGCGCAACCUUUUCUUCGUUCUGUAUCUGUGCGGCCUCGCGCACCUAGGCUUUCUUCUUGGGAAUGCCUCGCCUCCACCGCAGAGGGGUGGGCGUCAGCGACGCCAAGAUAUUGUCCGCGACGUGCCACUCCUGAUUGACUAUCCGGGACAGACCCUUUUACCAGCGAUUGAGGACAUUUUGUUCCUCAAUCUCACGAAUGGCUCCUUCAUCACCACGGACAAUAUCCAGGGGGACAUUCUUAUCGGGAUGAAGAAACCAAAGGAAACGUUCCUGUUCUUCCAUAUCAAUGAUGCAGCAACCUUCAAGUCUGUCCUGAAAAAUAACAUCUACCCGGAAAUCACGACGACCACGCAACUUAUCUCGCCCCCAUCGGCGCAGCCGCUGGCCCUCCUCAACAUUGCUUUCACCGCGUCCGGGCUCGAAGCGUUGAACGUGCUCGAUCCCCUUGGGGAUUUGGUGUAUCCUGGUGGGCAGUACGCAGACGCUGGCGACCUUGGCGAUGUCACUAGCAAUUGGGAGGACGCGUUCAAGGGAACGGACACACACGGCGUAUUCCUGAUCGGUUCUGACCAAAUAACGUAUGUGAACGAUUUGAUUGACGACAUCCUGUCUUGGCUUGGACCAGCCAUAACUGUGCGCGACCGCAUUGACGGCGCAGCGAGGCCCGGUGCGGAGGCAGGACAUGAACACUUCGGCUUCCUUGAUGGCAUUAGUCAGCCUGGUGUCGGAGGAUUUGUCACGAAUUUGAUGCCUGGACAACAACUCGUCCUUCCGGGUACCAUCCUGACCGGCCACCUGGGAGAUGUCGGCCUUCGGCCGCUGUGGGCGAGAGAUGGCAGUUUCCUCGUUUUCCGUAAACUUCAACAAUACGUUCCCGAAUUUAACAAAUAUUUGCAAGACAAUGCCAUUCAGCAUCCAGGGCUUUCGCCGGCCCAGGGAGCUGAAUUACUAGGUGCUCGCAUGGUUGGACGAUGGAAAUCUGGAGCUCCCAUCGAUCUGUUCCCUACUGCGGACAACCCGGCCAUCGGUGCUGACCCAACUCACAACAACGAUUUCACGUACAACCAUCCUCUUCCGUUCCUACUCCCCACCGAUCAGACAUACUGCCCAUGGACCGCUCACAUCAGGAAGACGCGUCCCAGAGCCGACGAGGUGGAUGUCAAAGCAGGAAUUCCGUAUGGUCCCGAAGUUACCGCAGAUGAAGCCAAAUCAAAUACUACGAAGACGGAUCGCGGCCUGGCCUUCGUUGCCUACCAGAGCAAUAUCGCCCUUGGGUAUCGUUUCCAGCAAACCCUUUGGUCAAAUUCCCAGAUUUUCCCGCCAGCGAAACUCGAUCUAUCACCCGGCUUCGAUCCAUUGAUUGGCCAGAAUAGCGGAGGCACUCGUACUGCUGGCGGCCUUAACCCUUAUGACCAGACGAGGGACUACGUGCUGAAGGACUUCAUUGUUAGCCGUGGUGGAGACUACUUCUUCUCGCCCUCGCUUUCCGCAAUCCAUGAUGUGAUCAGUGCGUGA